AUGUCAUCAUGUGGCAUAAUGUCUUGUACCAUGAUAUUUCUUUCCCUCAUCAUUGCUAUAGUUGUUCUGGUUGGAAAUGCCAUAGUGAUAUGGCUCCUGGGCUUCCAGAUGUGCAGGAAUGCCUUCUCUAUCUACAUCCUCAACCUGGCUGGUGCUGACUUUCUCUUCAUUGGGUUUCAAAUUGGAUAUUGUUUUUAUAUUAUCUUUGACAUCUACACCAUCCCGAUUAAAUUGCCUCUGUUUUUCAUUGUUAUGUUAAACUUUGCUUAUCUUUGUGGCCUGAGCAUUCUCAGUGCUGUUAGUAUUGAACGCUGCCUGUGUGUCAUGAGGCCAUUCUGGUAUCGCUGCCAACUUCCAAGGCAUACAUCAGCUGUCAUAUGUACCAUGCUUUGGGUCUUGUCCCUAGUGUUGAGCCUUUCAGAAGGAAAAGAAUGUGGCUUCCUACCUGGCACUAACAUCUCUGAUUGGUGUAAGACAAUUGAUUUAAUCAUUACUUCAUGGCUAAUUGUUUUAUUUGUGGUUCUCUUGGUGUCCAGUUUGGCCUUGGUGAUUACUAUCUUCUGUGGCUUAUACAGGAUUCCUGUGACCAGGCUGUAUGUGGUCAUUGUGUUCACAGUGUUGUUCUUCCUGCUCUUUGGUCUGCCCUAUGGGAUUUAUUUGUUCCUCUUAGUGUGGGCUGAGACAUUUUAUUAUGUUUUUCCUUGUGGUUUUCUUCCAGUGACAAUAUUUCUAUCCUGUAUUAACAGCUGUGCCAACCCCAUCAUUUACUUCCUCGUAGGCUCCGUUAGGCAUCAUCGGUUUCAACGGAAGUCUCUCAAGCUACUUCUGCAGCAGGCCAGGCAAGACACUCCUGAGACAGAAGAAUAUGUAGAAAUGGGCUCCUUAGGAAGAUCUAGAGAAGUAAACAGUCUGCAAGGGACUGAGAGCUGCUUUGACCAGGCAUAA
Rattus norvegicus (Norway rat) is the source of this 945-nucleotide messenger RNA. It is a transcript of the gene Mrgprx2l, whose product is annotated as MAS-related G protein-coupled receptor, member X2-like. Gene Ontology annotation, molecular function: G protein-coupled receptor activity; transmembrane signaling receptor activity. Gene Ontology annotation, cellular component: membrane. NCBI's taxonomy places the organism in Eukaryota, Metazoa, Chordata, Mammalia, Rodentia, Muridae. Gene Ontology annotation, biological process: G protein-coupled receptor signaling pathway; signal transduction. The record is from RefSeq and is marked provisional.